AUGGUUCAGCUCCUGCAGCCCAUACUCAGGAAAGCAAACUUGCCGCAUCAAAAGCAGAACGUGGAACGUGAUGACAUCGGCAUCGUGCGGAUGACGACAGAAUUGGUUAUGAUAUUCAGGACUUCCAGGGCCUGCUUCCAUGUUUUCAUCACGAGACUCAAGAAGCCUGACAUGAGUCCACUAAGCAUUAUGUCCAAGUUCGAUCCGCAAACCAUGAAACCGGUGAAAAGAUGUUCGUUCUUAGAUCCAAAGAAGCGCAGUGCUCCGGUUGAUCUGGCCACAUCACCUGGCAUCCUCAAGACUACAAACUCCGAUGGAACGGAUUACCACCAGGAGCGUGUUCUAGUAAAACCUCAACCUCUCGGUGAUCUACAUGGCAUCGUGGAGGUUUUCAAUGCGCAGGAGUCCAAAACAAAGUCCGGAGACCGGCCGCAGCGCUCGCGAACCAGGAGCAUGAAGCAGAACACACAAAAUGAUGACGAUGUGGUUGAUUUAAUCUAG
Messenger RNA from Thermochaetoides thermophila DSM 1495, 501 nucleotides. RefSeq lists its product as uncharacterized. The transcript has a single exon. Lineage: Eukaryota; Fungi; Ascomycota; Sordariomycetes; Sordariales; Chaetomiaceae. The record is from RefSeq and is a predicted model, not a curated record. The coding region runs from base 1 to 501 and encodes 166 amino acids.